AUGUCGGAACUAGACGACGUGAGAAAUCAGAAAACCCAGUUGAGCUUGGAACUAGAUAAUGCGAGAAGUGAAAAGGCUCAAAUGAUGUUGGAGUUGGACGAGUUGAGAAUUCAAGCCACCGAUGAUACGCGGUAUUGGAAGAGGCUGUAUCGCAAAACCCGGAAACGGCGAGAUUCCCUCAAACGGCGCAACAAGCACAUGCAAGUUGAACUUGUCAAAUCUACCACAGAUGAGACAAGCAAAACCAACUUGACACUCCGCCGCGAGAACGACCUCCUCCGGGAGAAACUGGAUAGCUACCAGGCUACUUUCCGGUUUCAGAGGCCCUUUAGCGACAACUUCCGAGCACAGAAUGUAGAAAAAGUCAUCGACCACGUCCAAUCGGCCCGGUCGAAGCUCUUCAAGAUCUUACAAGGACAAGAAGUCUUGUUUGCUAUUGAGAGGCUGGAUGGCGUUAGUGGUUCGGCCCUUGCGGCGCUCUUUAAAAGGGCGCUGGGCCCUGGCGCUACUACCCUCGAUACCUCUACUGGAGGUUUGAUUCUCACCGCCGAGCUCUGCACGGCCACUUUACAAGAGGUUGUCCUAAGUCUAGUUUCCGCAGCCAUCUGCAUAUGGGUGUUUGAAGCUGAGCUGGGGGCGCUAUUCCAGGAGAAUGAUCUUUUCUCCUCGAAGCUCCAAGACAUCCUGACUACACAAGACAGGAAACUGGCAGACAGCUUUCUAUACGCUGCCCUCGAAAAGUGCAUCGACGACCUUUCUGUGUGCGACUUCGCGAUUCCGAGGCGAGCGCGACACCUCUCUCGACGGACAUUAGACGCCAUCAAGCCUCUGCUGGAUGCUCACAGAGACCUGGACGAGCAAUAUGUCGAUGUCGCAGAUGGAUGGGGUGAACACGAGCAGCAGAUGAUCGAGAUCUUCAAACAGGCGCUGUACGCGAAAGCAAGGCUCCUCUUGACCACGGAUCUGUACAAAUGCGUCCUUCAUUUGCCUGGGAUGUCCUGUGACAGAGUCAGCAUGGAGAAGAGACGUGGUGCAGAAACCGAGCCCGAUGCAGUGGUAGGCAUUACGAUCUUUCCAGGUCUGCUUCGGUGUGCUUCUGAGGAAGGAUUUAAUUUCAACCGGUUCUUGACGGGGGACAAAACGCCCAAGAAUAUCACAGCGAACGUGCUGGGGAAAGCAGUAGUUUGCACGAGGUAG
This is a messenger RNA of Cladophialophora psammophila CBS 110553, 1197 nucleotides long. RefSeq lists its product as uncharacterized. The record is from RefSeq and is a predicted model, not a curated record. NCBI's taxonomy places the organism in Eukaryota, Fungi, Ascomycota, Eurotiomycetes, Chaetothyriales, Herpotrichiellaceae. Bases 1 to 1197 code for a protein of 398 amino acids. The transcript has 2 exons.